Molecule: messenger RNA, 1335 nt
Organism: Portunus trituberculatus (swimming crab)
Lineage: Eukaryota; Metazoa; Arthropoda; Malacostraca; Decapoda; Portunidae
Product: ovochymase-2-like
Exons: 2
Coding region: 142-951 (269 amino acids)
Biological process (GO): proteolysis
Molecular function (GO): serine-type endopeptidase activity
Source: RefSeq, a predicted model, not a curated record
CGUAUGUAUGUGUGUGUAUGUGUGUGUGUGUUUCUUGACCUUCAGGUAGCAUACACCGUUGAUUUUCACUGAACUGUUGGGAGUCAAGUGUGUUGGUUGAUCAACUGUGCUGCCCCAGUCACCACACAACCUGAGCUCGUCAUGCUAAGGCUCUCCUUUCUCUCACUCUCACUGCUGCUACUCCAGGUGAUAAACGUGCAGGCUCAGUUACACCGGAACUGCAAGCUCUACUAUGACUCCACAGGCUGCAAGUGUGGAACAUACGAAAUACUGCGGCACGUAUAUCCAUGGAUUGUGCACAUGUACCAUGAGGACAAGAGCAAGGAAUGCAUGGGUGCGCUCAUCAACAAUUGGUAUGUGCUCGCCUCUGCCACUUGUGCCUUGAAUUCCCGCAAGGACACCAUUAAGUAUUUCAAGGCAACCUUUCAACAUAUGGACAGGGAUACAACUGAGACCAACAUCACUGAUGUCAUCAUCCACCCAGAUUAUGAUCCCACUGGCAAAUUCACAACAAAUGAGUUGAUGUUGUUUAAACUUGAAAGAGAGAUAGAUAUGAAUAAUCGCUCCCCAGCUUGCCUUCCAAAACAGAAUGAUGUGCUACCCAAAAUUAAGAAUAUUUAUGUAUUCCAGUGGAAAUAUGAGGGAAAAAGAAGAAAAUUUGUAGAAAGGCUUGAUCUUCAAAAGUGUUUUGCAGAAGCUAAUGCCACCAAACCUGAGGAUGGUGAUUCUAAAUACAUUUGUGUGGGAGGUAAGGAUGUGGAUGUGUGUGGAACAACUGGCACCUUGCUGAUGGCCAGUUUUGAUAACCAGCUCUUUACCCUGUAUGGCAUAACUUCCAAUGACCGUGUCAUCAACAUGUGUAAAAAUAAAAAAAUAGGCCUAUUUACUAAAUUAUCACCUUAUGUGGAGUGGAUUAAAGAAAACACCAAGGACGCUAAAUACUGCAAGUAAUGUUUGAUCUCAACCAACUCUACCAAACCAAGAUUAUUUUUUUAAUGCAGUCAUAACUUUUCUGAUAAUUCUAUCAUGUAUUUAUUCACAUAUUGUAUGAAUUGUACUCCAGUGGCAUCCAGCAGUGUUACAUUAUAGUUACUAGUUGUAUGUAUAAUUACUUUCUUAUGUAGCAGCAUAUAACUAUGUAUGUAUGUGUGUAGGUUGAGAGGAAGGAAUGGGUAUAGGGCUUCCAUGCUCACACCACCUCAUGUCACACAUAAUUGUAUUUUUCAUAGAGAGUUUGUUGCUAAUGAUGAACAAAAUUGCAUAAAACAUGUAUAUUUUUCUUUCACUUAUAGUACGAUAAUAAUAAUAAUAAUAGUAAUAAUAAUAAUAAUAAUA